Molecule: messenger RNA, 2304 nt
Organism: Bombus impatiens (common eastern bumble bee)
Lineage: Eukaryota; Metazoa; Arthropoda; Insecta; Hymenoptera; Apidae
Gene: Cdc6
Product: cell division control protein 6 homolog
Exons: 4
Coding region: 346-1992 (548 amino acids)
Biological process (GO): DNA replication initiation; mitotic DNA replication checkpoint signaling; cell division
Cellular component (GO): nucleus
Molecular function (GO): ATP hydrolysis activity; DNA replication origin binding
Source: RefSeq, a predicted model, not a curated record
ACAUGCCUUCGGUUUCCCGCGUUUAAAGCUUUUUCCCGCGGAAAGUCUCGAAGUACGGCACUUAUAGCGCGGCACAUAGGUACUUAGAACGUGUUUUAUUAAGGAAGUAUAUGUAAUUAAUUAGAACAUUUAAUUUGUAAAUUGAAAUAACAUUAAUGAAUGUGUAAUUUUAUUCAAACUUUGGGAAAAUUGUUCAGUGACUUUUUGGCUUUUCCAAAAAAUUGUAGGUUAAAAAGCAAUAGGAAACAGAUAUUAGACACAUUAUUUCUACAGAAAGAAUCAAAUUUUUGUGUACGAAAAUUGUGUAUGUUAAUUUAUUAAUUGUGUAAUUUAAUUAAUAAAAAAAUGACAGGUGUUCAAAUGACAAUUCCAUUCAAAAUAACAAAGAAAUGUUCAUUUUAUGGAACUAAAAAUAAUGUAAUGAAAGAAGAUUUUAGUAAUGCAACUGCGAGAGAUUCUUCUCAUAAAUAUACACCAUCUGUGAAGAAGAUUAUUACUUUAAGUAGUAGUGAAUCAGACUCAGACUCAGAUGUAGAAAAUACCAAAGUCAGUGAUAAUGCUAUAAGUGUAAAAACUCCUCAACGUAUGCAGAAUUCAACUGAAUCUGAUGAAGAUCAUGGUUCUACACCUCCAAAACAGAGAAGGAUAGAUAAAUCAUUUCCAUUAACAUCUCCAACCACACCUUCUACUCUUUUUGAUAAAUUAAAUUUGGAAUCUUCUCCAACUAAGGAGGAAAAACUGGCUCCUAAAAGAUUAUUUGGAACAGAAAGAUAUCGCAAUGCUCGCAAAGCUUUGCACAGCUCAGUACCUGAUACCUUACCUGGUAGAGAAAAUGAAUUACAAGAGCUACAAGAAUUUAUGGAAGAGCAUUUAAAAAAUGAAACAUCAGGAUCCUUAUAUGUAUCAGGACCACCUGGAACUGGAAAAACUGCAUGUCUUUCAAAGCUUAUAUUAAAGACUGAGUUCAAAUCAAAAUUUAAAGUAAUCUAUGUUAAUUGCACAACUAUGAAAUCUGCUGCUACAAUUUAUGAAAAAAUUAUACAGAAGUUAGGAUUACCACCCAUUUUAGCUGAACGAAAAUCUGGAAAAUACAGUAAAGGAGUUAUUGAAAAAUAUUUAGGCUCUAAUCAUAAAAUGUUGCUAUUGAUUCUAGAUGAAAUAGAUCAAUUAGAAAGUAAAAAGCAAUCUGUUUUAUAUUCUAUCUUUGAAUGGCCAUCAAUACACAAUUCGAAACUGAUUUUAGUUGGAAUUGCUAAUGCUUUAGAUUUAACAGAUAGGAUAUUGCCCAGAUUACAAGCUAGAUGUGAAUUGAAACCAAAGUUGAUGCAUUUUUCGCCAUAUACAAAACAAGAAAUAUGUAAUAUAAUAUCUGAAAGAUUAAGUGAAGCAAAUGUGUCUGACUUGUUUACUAAAACUGCAAUACAAAUGUUAUCUGGGAAAGUUGCUGCCAUUUCUGGUGAUAUUAGAAGAGCAUUGGAUAUCAGUAGAAGAGUAAUAGAACUUGCUGAAUCUCAUAAAUUAGCACAAGUUUUACAACCUACCAAUAAUAAUGAAAUAAAUAUACCUAAAAAGCAACAAUCUGCAGUGGACCAGCCAGUGGAUCUAAAAGAAGUCAUCACUGUAUUAAAUGGUAUUUAUGGUGGAUCUCAAAAUAUUGAAAAGGAGGAAAGUACAUUUCCAUUACAACAAAAAUUACUAUUGUGUUCUUUGUUACUUAUCCUAAACAAAGGACGAAACAAAGAUGUGACAGUUGGGAAAUUACAUGAAGUGUACAAAAAGGUUUGCAAGAAACGAAAUAUUCAUGCUGUCGAUGGUUCUGAAUUUUAUAGUCUAUGUUCAUUGAUAGAAACCAGAGGUAUUUUAAAGUUAACAAGAAAAAAAGCAGCUCGUUUGACAAAAAUAAAUUUGGAAUGGGAUCAAGAAGAGUUAGAUGCAGCUUUGCAAGACAGGAAUAUGAUGGCAGAAAUCAUUAACGAUAUAACUUGUUUAUAGAUGUUAUUUAAAGAAAUUUUCAUAAUUUAUUAAAUUUCAUAUCAUUUUGUAAAUAUUAAAAAGUAUAUAGCAUCUUUUUAAUAAUUUGAGAGAACCACUUUAGAAUAAGCUGUAUAAAUUAUUUCAUGUUUUAUAUUAUUUUUUUAUAUCACAAUGAACGCAUUUAAUGUUUCAUAUAUUGUAUACAAGUUGAUGUGAAAGGAGAAAUUUAUGUGAUUUUUAGUGUGUACCGUAGCGGUCUUUUUAAAUUUUUGAAACCAAGCAAUACAUAUUUUUGUUUCAAAUUUUAUUUCUUGAGCAUUUUGUUAUAUU